UUUCCCGGUGGAAGUUGAUGUGUGUCUGUCUCGGGGUGAUGUUGUGUAUUUAGAUUACGGGAUUGUGAUUUUUCAUGUUUUGUGUGAAAAUACCGUUUGUUUUUGCAUGACUGUUGAAUAGGUGUGCAUAAUUGUGCUUUAUAGCCAUACUUCCUGGACAUGAACACUGGCAACUUCCCACCAAAUACUUUUUUUCGAAUGUUUAAGUGAAAAUAUAAGAUCAACAACUGGUUAAAAUUUUAUUCUUCAUAAAAUGAAACAUUCGUAAGGUGGUCCUUCGUUUCACAUUCUACGUUUCUCCGAAUUAGUAGCUAGUUCUUUCAAUCUCAAGGCUUUCUACGAAGACAACAGUAGUGCUCUUUCGGGACAGAAACAUUAAGAUGUCCCGGCUUUCUCAUCAAUUUUACACCGUGGAGGUGGGAGAUACAAAGUUUACCAUUUUGAAAAGGUACCAAAACUUGAAACCAAUUGGAUCAGGUGCUCAAGGUAUAGUUUGUGCUGCCGUAGACACGCUCACGCAACAAAAUGUGGCGAUAAAAAAGUUAAGUAGGCCAUUCCAAAACGUCACGCACGCCAAGAGGGCGUACAGAGAAUUCAAGCUCAUGAAAUUAGUUAAUCAUAAAAACAUUAUUGGGUUACUGAAUGCAUUCACUCCCCAAAAGUCUUUAGAAGAGUUCCAAGAUGUGUAUUUAGUAAUGGAACUGAUGGACGCUAACUUGUGUCAAGUAAUUCAAAUGGACUUGGAUCACGAACGCAUGAGUUAUCUUCUCUAUCAAAUGCUAUGUGGUAUCAAACAUCUACACUCCGCUGGAAUAAUUCAUAGGGAUUUAAAGCCGAGCAAUAUAGUUGUAAAGUCAGACUGCACGCUUAAAAUCUUAGACUUUGGACUGGCUCGGACAGCGGGUACGACAUUCAUGAUGACACCGUAUGUUGUAACUCGAUAUUACAGAGCCCCGGAGGUUAUUUUGGGUAUGGGCUAUACAGAAAACGUAGAUAUUUGGUCUGUGGGUUGUAUUAUGGGUGAGAUGAUAAGAGGUGGGGUUCUUUUCCCUGGAAGCGACCAUAUAGACCAGUGGAAUAAAAUUAUAGAACAAUUAGGUACUCCUUCCCCGCAAUUUAUGGCGAAAUUACAACCGACUGUUAGAAAUUAUGUCGAAAACAGGCCAAAAUAUGCGGGUUUUCCAUUCGAGAAGCUCUUUCCCGAUUUACUGUUUCCUUCGGAUAGUAGUGAACACAAUCGACUAAAAGCAAGCCAGGCAAGAGACCUACUCUCCAAAAUGCUCGUUAUCGAUCCACAAAAUCGAAUAUCUGUGGAUGAUGCUCUCAUACAUCCAUACAUCAACGUAUGGUACGACGAGGCAGAAGUGAACGCCCCGGCACCAGGUCCUUACGACCAUAGCGUCGAUGAGCGGGAGCACACCGUUGAUCAGUGGAAGGAACUGAUCUACCAGGAAGUGAUGGAAUACGAAAACUCCCACGGAAACAAUGGGAGACCGUCGUCAAGUUCGCAAGCUAGUCCUGCAUCUAAUUCUACUGAGCCCAAUGGUACAGAAUCAUUACGGUAGAGCAGGAUUUAACAACAAUACUUUCACUUCAUUAAACCUAGUCGACAACCGUUGAAGUUGUACCAGAGCCAUUUUAGUUAUUUCCUAUGUUUAGCGGCAACACGACGACGAUAUUAUUGUGUUGUUAAAAUACAUACAUAAUAUUUUAGCGAAGCAAACAUUAUUUUAUAGAUACGGGUUAUUUUUUACGAACACGACGCGCGCGUAUAUAAAUAAUAUAUUAUUAUGUACGUAUGUAUGUACUCUGUACAUCAUCAUCUCUCCUUUCGGUGUAUGUGAUAGAACGGACCGAGGGGUUUAGAACACUUGAUAUCGGUCGAUAAGAAAAGUUAAGAAAAAUUUUUGUAGCGCAUAAAUAUGGAGAAGAAAAAGAACGAACGUGUAUGUAAUCGUCAACUGUGACUGCAAAAGAUCCUCUUCGAAAAUUUAGGAUCCCAGGUUCCCAUAAAUCGUUUAACGGAGAAAUUGUGUGUGGCGUCUAGUAAUUUAUUAUCACCAUUAUUAUAAUUAUUAUUAUAUAAUAUGUAAUAGUUAAAUCAUCGGUAUGAGUUUUGUCCUAUUUUCAUUUUGCACAGGUUGUGUUUUUACAAGUUUACGAUACUCAAAAUAGUAAACAAAUACAGUGUUAAAAAUUAGCAGCUGGUGGUUGUCUGAUUAAAGCGCUCAUAAUGGUUUUCAAAUCCCAAAAUCAAGAAUGAUUCCGAAAUCAAAAUAAUGUUUCAGUACAGAAAAUUUAUUUCAAAUCAAUAACAAGAUAAGAGUCUUUUGAAGAUCGAGUAUUUUUAUUUAAAUUUUAAUAGUUAUGGUAUUUAUAAAAUCCCGGGAUCACAUUUUUUUGGUGUAAGUCCCGAGACAAUCCCAGGACCAAAUUUCGGUACUGGAAAUUUUAAUUUUUAUGUUCUUUUUUUUUUCUUAGUGUUUAUUACAUACUAGGAAACACUAUUUUGGUUCUUUCGUUGGAGAAUUUCAAAAUAGAAGUGUUUAUUAUGAGGUAUGAUACAAAUAAAACAUGAAAGUUUCACUCCUAAAUCAAAAAAUAUAUUAUUAUUAUAACACUGAAAAUAUUAUUUUAUAACUUUCAAACCGUUGGUAUUAGACACCUCGUUUUUUCCUAAUAUGUGCGUUGAUUAGAAACAAGAACAAUAAAUACUAAGAAGCAAUAGUUUUUAACACUGUAGAAGUCAACAGGUGUGCAUUUUAUACAUUAGUGAUAUUAAUAUGAAAAAUAAGUUGGCAAAACUGAAAAACUAUGCGCGUUCGCACUGCUAUUUUUAACAAUACAAAGCAUUUGAAAGACUGAUAAAACUAGGAAACAAUAAUCGUGUUGUUCGUGGCAAUCUUACCAACUAUUAUAGCAGGGAUAAAUGUGUUUUGAAUAUAGAGCACGUGAGGUACAUAUUAAUGUGUAAGUAGAGUCGUUAAAAGAUUUUUACGAAAACUAAUGAAUGAGGUCAUUUCUGUUUAAUUUCUAUGGCAAUCAUUUAUGCAAGUUGCACUCAUAGAGAUAAUAUAAUACAGUAGGAAAAACAUGUCCAAGGAAAGAGAUGAAAAAGUGAUGUUUGUUUAAUGUGCAUGUACAUUGAAAGCUUUAUACUAACACUUGGGAUUGAUCUAUACAGCUAUCAACCGUGCAUGCUCAAAAUAAAGAAAUAUAGAAAAUGCAUAUUUUUCUGUUUCUUUCUGUUGGGGAAAAACAUGGUCGGUAGACUUGCCUGCUUUAUUGUAUUAUGCCUAUGGUUGUACAACGCAAUGAGCAUGCGCAAAAAGAAAGAGCCUCGUUCAUUUCUUCACCCUUUCAGCUCGAUUGCGUGCUCUAUUUAUACAUCUGUGCUGUUAAAAUUAAAUCUUUUUUAUUACUUAAAAAUUAAUGUAUGUAUACUUAUUUGUUUUUGUAAUAAACAGAAAAUGAAAAAGUUCCUAUGUAAACUUUGUAAUAUUGUUUUGGUACAUUUGAUUAGUUGCUGCAAUGUCCUACUUAUAUAUAAUGUUCACAAUUUUCUGUUUAUAUUUCUUUUUUAGUUUUGCCAACUCUUUUUGUUGUUAUGUUUACCGUGCACAUCAACCCAUUUUCGUUGCAAUAUAUUAGUAAAUAAAAAGGGAAAACUUUAAAAAGUGAAACCAAAUAAAACAGCAAUAUUUGUUUGCUUUAAGGAUUGUAGCAGGAUAUUGUGUACUUCUUAUUUUCAGUGUACGUAAAAUUAUUCAUUAGAUUAGGAUUAGAUAAAAAAAAAAGUACUAUCAUAAUAACAGUAAUUAGUAAUCUAAAUUGUAAACGACAUACCUGUAAUUUGUAACGGUAAAACUCCAUCCAAAAAUGUAGCGAGUAUGAGAGAAAAAAGGCAAAUAGUACUAAACAUUGUGUACAGAUUUGAUUCAACUUAAAGCUUUUUCUCUAUGGAAAUUGAUUGUAUAUUUUGUAUGUAACUGAUUUAGUUAUCCACGUAAACUGUAAAGUUCGUAAAGGCUAUUGUUGGUUAGUAUGUACGGUAAAUUUUUCGUAGGUUAAAUUGAGUUCUAUAAUUUUGCUCUAAGUUAUCCUGCUGCGAAUAAUAAUUGGACUCCAUAUAAGAUCUCAAUAAGAAACAGUUUUUGAGGAAAAAAAUAUCGACACUGAAUUUUCGACAGUCAUCUCUACCCCUCUACCCAUUUGAAACUCGAUUUAGUCUGAAGAAAAUACGUCAUAGUUACCUGGCAAUAGCCUUGCAAUUUCUUUACAGCUGUAUUAAUUUUUAAAGGAGACGUUUUGGAUGUUCAAAUUGAAAUUACCAAUGAAUGAUAUUAUGUUUGUUUUUCACCAGAAAAAGAAAUUUUAUGUAACAUUUGUGGUUGUUAAAAAACAAUUUUUGUCUAUAUUCAUCGUCAAUAUUGAACUUCUUUUCUACAGAUUAACAAAAAUUGGUAUAUAUAUAUAUAUUUUUUUUUUUGAAAGAAUAAGAUGCAAUUAUUACAUUUCG
Messenger RNA from Agrilus planipennis (emerald ash borer), 4519 nucleotides. It is a transcript of the gene bsk, whose product is annotated as stress-activated protein kinase JNK. Gene Ontology annotation, biological process: protein phosphorylation; JNK cascade. The record is from RefSeq and is a predicted model, not a curated record. The transcript is spliced from 11 exons. Gene Ontology annotation, molecular function: JUN kinase activity; ATP binding. NCBI's taxonomy places the organism in Eukaryota, Metazoa, Arthropoda, Insecta, Coleoptera, Buprestidae. The coding region runs from base 381 to 1565 and encodes 394 amino acids. Gene Ontology annotation, cellular component: nucleus; cytoplasm.